Molecule: messenger RNA, 2828 nt
Organism: Bubalus bubalis (water buffalo)
Lineage: Eukaryota; Metazoa; Chordata; Mammalia; Artiodactyla; Bovidae
Gene: POLI
Product: DNA polymerase iota
Exons: 10
Coding region: 564-2579 (671 amino acids)
Biological process (GO): translesion synthesis
Molecular function (GO): damaged DNA binding; DNA-directed DNA polymerase activity
Source: RefSeq, a predicted model, not a curated record
GGGCGACGAGGGCGGGCGCCCCGGGCAGCGGCGGAGGCGGCUGCCGCCGUUGGAGAGCGACCGUCCCCUUCCCGCCCGCGUCCCGCCGUCUUCCCGGCUCCGCCGAGAGAGCGGCCCAUCGCCGCCUGGUGUUCUGAGGCCAAGGUCCCCGAGAGGGGCGGCUUGGCCCAGAAAGGGAAGGUCGGGCGCGUCCAGUGGGGUAAUGGAGGCUGCGCUCGUCUCCCUUCAAACAGCCCCGCGAAAGCGGAAGGGGCCUCGGGUGCCUCAGGGUUGCGGAAGCGGGAACCUUGUCGCCCACUUGGCAGAGGUUGCGGCCCGGCCUCAGCGGAAGGGACCGCCCGGCUCGGAACCGAACCCGGCCGGGUCUGCAAGUGGCCGCCUCUCUGCUGACCCGCUUCCAGCCUCGGGGCCCAACCCCUGUGGUUUGGGGCCAAGGCUCUCUCCUUGCCAGCCUCCCCGCCCUUCGUUUUUAAAAAGUUCAUGAUGAGCUGGAACCAGCAGGAAGUUUUUCAUGUAGAGUCAUAGUACACGUGGAUCUGGAUUGCUUUUAUGCACAAGUAGAAAUGAUCUCCAAUCCAGAACUAAAGGACAAACCUUUAGGGGUUCAGCAGAAAUAUUUGGUGGUUACCUGCAACUAUGAAGCUAGGAAACUUGGAGUUAAGAAACUUAUGAGUGUCAGAGAUGCAAAAGAAAAGUGUCCACAGCUAGUAUUAGUUAAUGGAGAAGACCUGACUCGCUACAGAGAGAUGUCAUACAAGGUUACAGAGUUGUUGGAAGAAUUUAGUCCAGUUGUUGAGAGACUUGGGUUUGAUGAAAAUUUUGUGGAUCUAACAGAAGUGGUUGAGAAGAGACUUGAGCAGCUUCAAAGUGAUGAGCUCUCAGCACUGACUGUGUCAGGUCAUGUAUACAAUAAUCAACCUGUAAACCCACAUGACACGUUGCACAUCAGACUCCUCGUUGGAUCUCAGAUUGCGGCCGAGAUGCGGGAAGCCAUGUACCAACAGCUGGGUCUCACUGGCUGUGCUGGAGUGGCAUCUAAUAAAUUAUUGGCAAAAUUAGUUUCUGGUGUCUUUAAACCAAAUCAACAAACAGUCUUACUACCUGAAAGUUCUCAAGAUCUCAUUCAUAGUUUGAACCACAUAAAGGAAAUGCCUGGUAUUGGCUAUAAAACGACCAAACGUCUGGAAGCACUGGGUAUCAGUAGUGUGCGUGAUCUUCAGACCUUUUCAUCCAAAAUAUUAGAAAAGGAAUUAGGAAUUUCAGUUGCUCAGCGUAUCCAGAAGCUCAGUUUUGGAGAGGAUGACUCUCCUGUGACUCCCUCAGGACCACCUCAGUCCUUUAGUGAGGAAGAUUCGUUUAAAAAAUGUUCAUCAGAAGUUGAAGCUAAAACCAAGAUUGAAGAACUACUUGCUAGUCUUUUGAACAGAGUCUGCCAAGAUGGAAGGAAGCCACAUACAAUAAGAUUAAUAAUCCGUCGGUAUUCAUCUGAGAAGCACUAUAACCGUGAGAGUCGUCAGUGCCCAAUUCCAUCCCACAUAAUUCAGAAGUUAGGAGCAGGAAAUUAUGAUGUGAUGACCCCAAUGGUUGAUAUCCUUAUGAAACUUUUUCGAAAUAUGGUGAAUGUGAAGAUGCCAUUUCAUCUUACCCUACUAAGUGUGUGCUUCUGCAACCUUAAAUCCCUAAAUACUGCUAAGAAAGGGACUAUGGAUUAUUACUUAACACCUUCAUUAUCAACAACUUCACACGCUGGAAAGCGCAGUUUUAAAAUGAAAGACUGUCAUAUGGAGGAUUUUUCUAAAGACAAGGAAACAAAUCGGGAUUUUCUACCAACUGGAAGGAUUGAAAGUACAAGAACUGGGGAGUCUCCACCAGAUCCCAUAAAUUCUUCUAAAGAAAAAGACAGUAGUGAAUUUCCCCUCUCCUUACUUCCCGAGGAUAUUGACCAAGAAGUCUUCAAGCAGCUUCCUGUAGAUAUUCAAGAAGAAAUCCUUUCUGGAAAAUCUCGAGAAAAAGUUGAAGGAAAAGGAAGUUUGAGUUGUCCAUUACAUGCUUCUAGAGGAGUAUUGUCUUUCUUUUCUACGAAACAAAAGCAGGAUAGUUCCUUAAAUCCUAAAGAUCAUGUACCCAAAAGCAAACAGGUCUCCUCUGUAUCUCCCUGUGAACCAGGAACAUCACGUGGGAGCAGUUCCUCGUAUGUGUCUAGCCAAAAAGAGUAUUCACAUUAUUUAGACAGUAGCUUAAAAGAUGAACGAAUGAGUCAAGGACCUAAAGAAUCUCAAGGAUUCCACUUUUCAAAUACAAACCCUGCUGUAUCUGUUUUCCAUUCAUUUCCAAAUUUGCAAAGUGAGCAAUUUUUCUCUAAAAACCGCACCACAGACAGCCAUAAGCAACCAGUGGCAACAGUCUCACGUCAUGAAGGACUUAAAGAAAAUAGAGAGCAAGAGUCUCCCGAUGAGAAAAUUACUUUUCCUUCUGACAUUGAUCCUGAAGUUUUCUAUGAACUGCCUGAAGAGGUACAAAAAGAACUGUUGGCUGAUUGGAAGAGAACGGGAUCAGAUUUCCACACUGUACAUAAAUGAGCAUGCUCCAAAAAAGGGAAAGACCAUUGUUCCCAGAUAAACAGUUUAUUAAGCUCUUCUAAAUUAAACACUAAUACUUUCAAUAAUGUAGAAACGUAAUAUGAAAUGUUCCAGAUAAAGCAAACAUAGUUAUGGGAAGAAAUUCUGGCAUAAAUCAUAAAAAUAUAACAGAAAUAAUGUAAAAUAUUACCUUCCUCUCAUUCCUAACAUGUUUUAUAUUGCUUUUCAAUAAAAAGAAUAUCAUGAUCA